AUGAAUUCAUCAGAGAUCUAAAAAGAGAAUUAUAUACAAACGAUAGCUAUGCUACGAAAAGAAAUAAGGUUUCAUCAAAAACAAGAUUCUAAGUUAUCUAAAUCGAAUAACUCUUCAUUAUCACUUUACAAUAUCAAUAAUCAAUAAUAAUUAGAGGAUCACCAAUCAGUAAAUGGCUACGAAUAAUAGAACCAUAUAAAUAAAUCAGGAGAUUAGUUUGAUUCAAAAAUUACUCAAAUUGAGAAUCAACCUUACUUCGAUAUGCUAUCAUAAGCUGAAAAAUACAUGAAGUUAGUAUUAAAUAUAGGCUACAAUCUAUAACCAUUAGCUUUAGAAAAAAUAUUAGAAGGAUUUGAAACAAUACCAUGCAGACUGAUAAAAUAAGUCUCGAAACCUGAAAUUUGCCAAGUCUUCUCCUUUAAUUCAAAUAAUACUUUACUGGCAACAUCAUAAGGAAAAAAUAUUUAAAUAUUCAACUUUAUGAAUGGAGAAUUUGAAGAAAAUGUAUAGUUCCAAGCUCAUAAUGCAGAUGUAACUUCCUUGGUUUUCAGUAAAAAAUCGAAUUACUUACUUUCAGGAGGAAUGGAUGAUUAUAUCUAUCUAUGGGAAGAAUUAAGAGGCCAAAAUUAAUGGUAAAAAAAAAUAUCCAUAAAUACUAAGAGCCCAAUUAGCUGUAUGAUUUUUAACAAAUUGGAAAAUCUUAUCAUAGUUGGUAAUAAGUAUGGUUUCUUAUAAAUUUGGUCUCUAAAUAUUGAAAAUAAUUUAAUUAAGAUUGUCGAUGAAAAGAGACAAGUUCAUAAAAAUACAAUUUAUGCAGUUAGUCUUAAUUCCUCUGAAAAUAGGAUAAUCACAUGCUCAGUUGAUAAAUAAAUAAUACUUUGGGGUAUAGAUGAACGAGGUUGGUUGGAAAUGAUCGCAUCUUAAGAAAGAUAAAAUUAUGUCACUCGCAUUCUUUUUUUAAAUGAUAACAGAAUCCUUUUAGCUUAAAAUAAAAAAGGAUUGAUUUAACUAAAGCUUGAAAAUGAUAAAUUCCAAGAAAAAGAAUAAAUAAUAAUUGAAGAUUUAUCAGAGGAUCAUCAUUAUUUUCCAAUUCAAUAUAAUUAAAUUAGAAAUAUCAUAAUAAUUAAACAUAAUAGAUUUAUUUAUAUACUGAGUAAUCUUUAAAAAGAUGCAUAUGAAUUAUUAAAAAAAUUAGAAUUUCAAUCUAUGAAAAUAUAUGGAACAUUAUCAACUGAUAGAAGGCACCUAGUCAUUUAUAAUGAAGAAAAAAUUCAAAUCUAUGAAAUUUUUGAAUGA
Paramecium octaurelia is the source of this 1296-nucleotide messenger RNA. NCBI's taxonomy places the organism in Eukaryota, Ciliophora, Oligohymenophorea, Peniculida, Parameciidae. The record is from the annotation of a GenBank genome assembly.